CGGAAGGCCGCAGCAGCGGCGGCGCAGCCUGUACGGCAGCGGCCGAGGACGUUCCUGAUUGGCUGGUGUGGACCAGCGCUGACCCAAUCAGCAAGCAGCGCGCGCAAACCCCCGGCCUGGCCGGUGACGGGAGCGCUGUUGCGGCCUGAGUGCUGAGGGGAGUUGAGAUUGGUUCUGGCUGGUUUUUCCAUUAAGGUGAAGAAAACUGUAAAGGAUAUGUCAGAGAAUCAACCAGAACUACAUCCAGAUAUUACUACAGAUAUGGAAGUUGUUAUAGAUACUGAGGAAGAACUUAUUAAACAGUGUGAAAAAAUGUGGGAAGACAUGGAAGAUUGCCAGAAUAAAUUGUCACUCAUUGGAACUGAGACACUCACUAGCUCAAAUGCUCAGCUCUCAUUACUUUCUAUGCAAAUCAAAUGUCUGACUGCUGAACUUGAUCAUUGGAACAAAAGAACACCCGAAAUAACUCCCCUGACUGAAGAUGUUUUGAUAACAUUAGGAAAAGAAGAGUUCCAAAAAUUGAGAUGUAAUCUUGAAAUGGUAGUAUCUACUAUUCAGUCAAAGAAUGAAAAGUUAAAGGAAGACUUAGAAAGGGAGCAACAGUGGUUGGAUGAACAACAACAGAUUCUGGAAUCUCUUAAUGUAUUGCACAGUGAUUUGAAAAACCGCAGUGUGACAUUUUCUGUAUCAAGAAUCGUUAAAGAGCUGAAAGCUAAGAUGCUUAGUAUAAAAGAUUUUAAGGAGAAACUUCUGUUUACCUUGGGUGAGUUUUUAGAAGAUCAUUUUCCUCUGCCUGAUGGGACUAGUAAAAAGAAAAAGAAAUGCAUGCAAACAUCAAAUGCACAAUUGAUAACACUGCAUGAAAUAAUAGAGAUUUCUCACUCCAUAACUCCAAUCAAACAAAUGAAAGACUUGAUGACAACACCUUUAAGUCUUUGAAGAAAGAAAUUGAAGAAGACACCAUAAAGUGGAAAGAUCUCCCAUGCUCUUGGGUAGGUAGAAUUGACAUAAUAAAAACGGCAAAUUUAGCAAAACUAAUCUGAAACAUGGUUAAAUGAAGGCUCAAGGUCAGAAAUUGGAGUUCAUUCUGAAGAUUUGAAAAGCAAAACAGCCAUUGACUCUUACCUUGAGCUCAGUAUUAAAUGGCGAUCCUGCCUCCUAGAAUCUCAGAAUGAAACUGCAUCUAAGAGCUGUCUUGCCCCGUUUUUUAUUCUUCUCUAGGGCUGGGAUUAAAGGCAUGCGCCACCUGAUUUCUAUGACAACUAGUGUGACUACUGAGAUUAAAGGCGCAUGUCAUUGUGGCAACUGGGAAUAAAGAUGUGUGUUACCAUAUUUGGUCUAUAAGGCUGACUAGUAGGACUGUUUUAUUCUCAGAUCUUGAGGCAGUCUUUAUUUAUUAAAAUAAAAUUGAAAUGCCAUUACAUUCAAUACAUAGUCAAUGCAAUGCCCAUCAAAAUCCCAGCAAAAUUCUUCACAGACCUCGAAAAAACAGUACUCAACUUCUUAUGGAAAAGCAAAACACUCAGGAUAGCCAAAACAAUCUUGUAUAAUAAAGGUAUUUCUAGAUGCAUCCCAAGCUCUGACUUCAAACUACUAUAGAGCUACUGUAGUAGAACGAAAACAGCAUGGUAUUGGCAUAAAAACAGACAGGAGGUCCAAUAGGACCAAAUUGAAGACCCAGAUAUCAAUUUAUACACCUAUGAACACCUGAGUUUUGACAAAGAAGCAAAAAAUAUAAAAUGGAAAAAAAACCAUAUUUAACAAAUGGUGCUGGCAUAACUGGGUGCCAACAUGUAGAAGAAUGAAAAUAGAUUAAUGUCUAUCACCAUGCACCAAGCUCAAGUCCAAAUAGAUCAAGGACCUCAACAUAAAACCAACCACACUGAACCUCAUAGAAGAGAAAGUGGGAAGUACACUUGAACACAUUGGCACAGGAGACCACUUCCUAAAUAUAACCCUAGUAGCACAGAUAAAAUUAAUAAAUGGGACCUCCUGAAUCUGAGAAGCCUCUUUAAAGAAAAGGACAAGGUCAACAAGAUAAAAUGGCAGCAUACAGGAUGGGAACGAUGUUCACCAACCCCACACUGGACAGAGGGCUGGUCUAUAAAUAUAUGAACUCAAAAAAUUGGUCAUCAAAAGAACAAAUAAUCAAAUAACAAAAAUGGGGUACAGUCCUAAACAGAACUCUCAACAGAUGAUUCUAAAAUGACUGAAAGACAUUACAUUUAGGGAAAUGCUCAAUAUCCUUAGCUAUCAGCAAAAAGCAAAUCAAAACAACUCUGAGAUUCCAUCUUACACAUGUAAGAAUGGCCAAGAUUGAAAACACUGAUGACUACUUGUGCUGGAAAAGGUUGUGGGAUAGAGGGAACACUCCUCCAUUUCUGGUGGGAGUGCACACUUGUACAGCCACUUUGGAAAUCAGUAUGGCGAUUUCUCAGAAAAUUAGAAAACAACCUGCUUCAAGACCCAGCAAUACCACUCUUGAGUAUAUACCCAAAGGAUGCUCAAUCAUACCACAAGGCUCAACUAUAGCCCAGCCCAAACCUGGAAACAUGCUAAAUGCCCUUUACUGAAGAAUGGAUAAAAAAGACAUGUUACAGUUACACAAUGGAGUAACUGAACAUACAGUGGGAAAAAAUGAUAUCUUGAAGUUUGUGGGCAAAUGAAUGGAUCUAGAAAACAUUGAGGUAAUCCAGACUCAGAAGGACAAACAUAAUAUGUACUCACUCAUAAGGGACUUUUGGACAUAAAUCAAAGAAAACCCAGCCUAUAAGUCACAAUCCCAGAGAAUGUAGAUAACAAAGAGGACCCUAAAAGAGACAUACAUGGAUCUAAUCUACAUGGGAAGAAGAAGAAAAAGACAAGAUCUGAGUAAAUUGGGAGCAUGGGUUUCAUGGUCGAGGGCAGAAGGAGUGGGGGUAGGAAAGGAGGGGAGUGGAGAAAAUAUAUAGCUCAAUAAAAAAGGGAAAAAAAUAAAUUGUUCCUAUUAUACAAUAAAAGAUCAUAAAAAGGGGUUAUUAAAAAUUUGUUUUCUGUCGUUUGAGAAACAGAAAUCACCAGAAAACCAAUCAAGUCCUCAAAGCCUGCUCUCCACAAAAGAAAUGCCAUUAAAAUAAAUAAAUUCUUGCUCCAUUGUUUUACUUGAACUUGACUUAGUUUUCUGAUUAUGCCUCAGUCAUUGGCAAGAUAUCUGAGAAAAAUAACUUAAGGAAGUAUUAUCUUGGGCUAAAAAGUUUUAGAGAUACAUCUAUGCAUGGUUGGUCAGCUACAAAAGACCUUAGCAUGUGCAGUGUUUAAAGUUUCUGCUUAAUAACAAUUUUGUGACCUACUGUUCAUAAGGGAAAAUUGACUCCAAUUGCAUGUUAAGUUACAGUGAAUAAUAUACAUGUCCCCAAGACAUGAUUCUCUGCCUUUGUUCAUAAUUACUAGAAGAGACAGAAGCAUAUGAUCUGCUCUUAUCAACAACUCUGAGCUCAUAAAAAUAACUCCCCGACUACCAUCACAAGGUGA
This is a messenger RNA of Alexandromys fortis (reed vole), 3510 nucleotides long. RefSeq names its product centromere protein K (gene Cenpk). The record is from RefSeq and is a predicted model, not a curated record. NCBI's taxonomy places the organism in Eukaryota, Metazoa, Chordata, Mammalia, Rodentia, Cricetidae. Gene Ontology annotation, cellular component: nucleus. The transcript has 10 exons. Bases 217 to 939 code for a protein of 240 amino acids. Gene Ontology annotation, biological process: mitotic sister chromatid segregation; kinetochore assembly.